Molecule: messenger RNA, 6258 nt
Organism: Lymnaea stagnalis (great pond snail)
Lineage: Eukaryota; Metazoa; Mollusca; Gastropoda; Lymnaeidae
Source: the annotation of a GenBank genome assembly
GGGCAUUCCUCGAUCUUCUACAUUAGUAAACGUAAGCCCACAGCCAUUCUGGUCAAUGUGAAUACCAAACCGAGACAAAGAAAGUUUUUUUUAUAUCUAUCAAACAUAAAGUCGAUUGCAGGGUUUUUCUUACCUAAGGUGCUGACACCCCUGGAGGUGCGAGAAGUUAUUUCAUGAGGGUGAUAGGAAAGGAUAGUGAAGCACAGAAGAAACAUUAGCUUUAAAAGUAUGAUAUGAAUGUUUUUAUAUUUUUAAACAUUUCUUCUUCAACAUUUAACUUUAUAUAAAAAGCCACAAGUUUUCUUUUAUAAGUUCUCUACUUCUCUAUUUCUAGAUUCAAUAAAUAAAUUAGGAGUGCAUUAUUUUCAAAUGUAAAAAUGCAAUGUUACUUAUGUUAGGAUGUGCAUGAAUCAGUAAAACAAUUUGUAGGGGUGUGAGGCAAGUCAAAUUAUCUGUAUGGGGUGCGGAGUAUAGCAACGGUUGUGAAUUACAGGUCUAAUUGUUAGGACAAAAGCUUGUCGUGUAAGUAGUUUACUACAUGUGUAAAAAGUGAUCAAUGUGUCCAUUUGUUUACCUGACGCAAAUUAUCAAUUUGUUUACCCGACACAAAUGAUAAAUUUGUUUACCUGACACAAAUUAUCAAUUUGUUUACCUGACACAAAUGAUCAAUUUGUUUACCUGACACAAAUGAUCGAUUCGUUUACCUGACACAAAUAAUCAAUUUGUUUACCUAACAAAAAUGAUCGUUUGUUUACCUGACAAAAAUGAUCGUUUGUUUACCUGACACAAAUGAUCAAUUUGUUUACCUGACACAAAUGAUCAAUUUGUUUACCUGACAAAAAUGAUCAAUUUGUUUACCUGACAAAAAUGAUCGUUUGUUUACCUGACACAAAUGAUCAAUUUGUUUACCUGACACAAAUGAUCAAUUUGUUUACCUGACACAAAUGAUCAAUUUGUUUACCUGACACAAAUGAUCAAUUUCUUUACCUGACACAAAUGAUCAAUUUGUUUACCUGACAAAAAUGAUCGUUUGUUUACCUGACAAUAAUGAUCGUUUGUUUACCUGACACAAAUGAUCAAUUUGUUUACCUGACGCAAAUUAUCAAUUUGUUUACCUGACAAGAUUGAUAAAUUCGUUUACCCGACACAAAUGAUCGAUUUGUUUAACUGACACAAAUGAUCAAUUUGUUUACCUGACACAAAUGAUCAAUUUGUUUACCUGACACAAAUGAUCAAUUUGUUUACCUGACACAAAUGAUCGUUUGUUUACCUGACACAAAUGAUCAAUUUGUUUACCUGACACAAAUGAUCAAUUUGUUUACCUGACAAAAAUGAUCGUUUGUUUACCUGACACAAAUGAUCGUUUGUUUACCUGACACAAAUUAUAAAUUUGUUUACCUGAUACAAAUGAUCAAUUUGUUUACCUGAAACAAAUGAUCGAUUUGUUUACCUGACGCAAAUUAUCAAUUUGUUUACCUGACACAAAGGAUCGAUUUGUUUACCUGACACAAAUGGUCAAUUUGUUUAACUGACACAAAUGAUCAAUUUGUUUACCUGACACAAAUUAUCAAUUUGUUUAAGUGACACAAAUGAUCAAUUUGUUUACCUGACACAAAUGAUCGAUUUGUUUACCUGACACAAAGUAUCAAUGUGUUUACCUGACACAAAUGAUCGAUUUGUUUACCUGACACAAAUAAUCAAUUUGUUUACCUGACACAAAUGAUCGAUUUGUUUACCUGACACAAAUGAUCAAUUUGUUUACCCGACACAAAUGAUCAAUUUGUUUACCUGACACUAAUGAUCGAUUUGUUUACCUGACACAAAUAAUCAAUUUGUUUACCUGACAAAAAUGAUCGAUUUGUUUACCUGACACAAAGGAUCAAUUUGUUUACCUGACACAAUUAAUCAAUUUGUUUACCUGACACAAGGGAUCAAUUUGUUUUCCCGACAAAAAUGAUCAAUUUGUUUACCUGACACAAAUUAUCAAUAUGUUUACCUGACAAAAAUGAUCGAUUUGUUUACCUGACACAAAUGAUCAAUUUGUUUAUCUGACACAAAUGAUCGAUUUUUUUACCUGACACAAAUGAUCGAUUUGUUUACCUGGCACUAAUGAUCGAUUUAUUUACCUGACACACAUGAUCAUUUUGUUUACCUGACAUAUGUCGUCAGUGUGCACGGAUCAUCGAAAGCCACCUGAGAGUGAACCAGGCCGAUGGUCAACAACACCACUAAAACCCGGCACACCAUUGUGUGGCAAGGAACGUUCCACUUGUUAGCUAUGAUGACACACAGAGCUUUUUCAAAUUUUAAUAUUAUUUUAGUUUUUACUUUUGACGGACUGUGUGCUCGAGUACACGUUGAUUUUAAUGUUUUUAUAUUAUAGUCCUUGAAUUAAGUUCCUAAUAUUCUUCUGUGCUGUGUGCUCUACAUGCAAAGAUUGUCUCCAGAUUGUUAAUGCGUGUAAUCAAAGCAGCUGUUAUUUGGCUGUGGAAGGAAGACAACUUCGUGUUCCAUUAGCAAUCUUUAUCAUGUUUUAUAAACUUUUUUUCUUAUUUUUUCAUGCAAAUUAAAUUGUAGGAUUUUUCUCAUAAGCGGUUUUUCUUUCAAUGACCUGCAAAAAUUCAUAACGUUUGAGAAGCAUUUUGUGUGUGUGUGUGUGCAGCUUAAGUCCAUCACUCUCUUUGAACGAUGGGCGCAAUGUUAUUUUAAAUAUCAAACAACAACAGUCAGGUUAAAAAACACAAGUGUCAUCGUUUGACCUAUCACAUAAACACAGCCCCAAGACACUAUUAAAACGACUGUAACACACAAAAAUAUUUUUUAGGAACGUGAUUUCGCAAAAUAAAAAUAUAGCUUUAAACCUGAACAUGACCCCCCCCCCCCCAUAAAUUACUAGCAAUAGAUAUUUAACAUGUUUCGUUCAAUUUGAUCAAUAAAUUCUAAGUACUUGAAAGGUUCACAGUUGAAGUGAUUACCUCAUAAAAUGCCAGAGCAGGUAGCGUCGUUAAAAAAAAGUACGUUUUAACGUUGGAGAACAUGGCUUCGAAAAAAAAAAUCAUGUUUGUGAGCUAACAGUUAAUUGUAUUGUUGAACACCAUACAUAUCGCAAGUCAAGUGAAUUUAAUCAACUGACGUCACAGUCGCAGCUAUUAUACAAAGUCUUUUUUUUAAAUAUUGAUUUCAAGCAUCUAGUCCCAAGGAACGCGUGUUGCAAGGCUCUGUGUUUCAGCUGAUUCCUAUCUUUGAGAGAUGUAUUACUUGGUCCUUGUACAACUUGGCUUAAUGGUCUUCGGCAUUGUGAAUUCUCAAGGAAUUUACGACAACCCAUGCACACUAUUUGAUUCACCAAGGUAAAAAAAAAGAAAAGUAAGAAGACAAUAUAAUUGCGUAAAUCCUUUAAGAUAUUAAUAGCUUUUUACAAACGAACUAGAUUUAUCUGACUAUCUGAGGCUUUAAACAAAUAAAAUAACCUCUUUCAACUGCAGCCGGUAUUUUGAUAAAGAUGGUGUUAUGUACCUGACCGUACCAGUGAACUGUGUCUCUGGAGAUGUCUAUUGGAAUUACCCACAGGUAAUGUGAUCGACAUGCGUCUUUUCUUUACGUGGACAUUUUGUCAUGAAUGCUUAGAUUAAUGCCCUUACCUUGUAGAUAGAUUCGCUUGCAGAAGUUAAGAAUGAAUGUUCAAAAUUCAUUUAAAAUACACACACAGCUGUCAGUUCUCAAGGCUUUCCAAAAUAAAGUAUCGACCAAUUCAUGAAAUAGUUUUUAAAACAAAAAACCAGUAUGCUUCAUUUGAACAUGAGGUGCCACUCAGCUUACAUCAUGUUAAGUCAUUCUAAUUCGUUUUAAGUCAUGUUAAAUCAUUUUAACUCAGGCUGAUUCGUUUUAAGUCAUGUUAAAUCAUUUUAACUCAGGCUGAUUCGUUUUAAGUCAUGUUAAAUCAUGUUAACUUAGGCUGAUUCGUUUUAAGUCAUGUUAAAUUACGCUGAUUCGUUUUAAGUCAUGUUAAAUCAUUUUAACUCAGGCUGAUUCGUUUUAAGUCAUGUUAAAUCAUUUUAACUCAGGCUGAUUCGUUUUAAGUUAUGUUAAAUCAUGUUAACUUAGGCUGAUUCGUUUUAAGUCAUGUUAAAUUAGGCUGAUUCGUUUUAAGUCAUGUUAAAUCAUUUUAACUCAGGCUGAUUCGUUUUAAGUCAUGUUAAAUCAUUUUAACUUAGGCUGAUUCGUUUUAAGUCAUGUUAAAUUAGGCUGAUUCGUUUUAAGUCAUGUUAAAUCAUUUUAACUCAGGCUGAUUCGUUUUAAGUCAUGUUAAAUCAUGUCAAGUCCUGUGUCAGAAUCGCAAUCUCACUAUCAACCGUAACAGAGGCGAAGUGAGCAAAUCAUAGUGCCUAAUAUUUUAUUAUACACGAUCACAAUACGAAAUACAUCUCAUGAACAUCCGAACAUACUUAGAACUAGUAUCAUAUUAAUCUCAAUACUUCAAUUACUAGCUUCUCUGGAUAAUCUUCUUUACUUAGAAUUCAUAAUGUAACAACACAUCAUAAACCUGCCAAUACUCUUAUAUAAACAUCGUGGAUCAACUGUUGUAGUAUUCAAGCUCCAUUGUUGUUUUCACUCCUUGCUCUCCUCUCAUUGGCUAGUUUUCUCUAAGUCCCAAUACUCUUUAUAUUACUUAAUUAAUAACUCCCUUAUUACUUAACUCCCCUAUAUUCAUAUCUGUGACAGUCAUGCUAUUUGAUUUUAAGUCAUGUCAAUUCAUGUUAAGUCAUGUUCAUUCAUGUUAAGUCAUGCCAAUUCAUGUUAAGUCAUGUUAAUUCAUGUUAAGUCAUGCCAAUUCAUGUUAAGUCAUGUUAAUUCAUGUUAAGUCAUGCCGAUUCAUGUUAAGUCAUGUUAAUUCAUGUUAAGUCAUGCCAAUUCAUGUUAUGUCCUGUUAGUCAUGUUAAGUAAGAAGUGUUUACUUAUUUUUUUUUUUAGAAAGUGCACCGACGAAAAACAUUUUACAAAAAUUGUUUUUAUUUUCUUAUAUUUGAAUUAUUUAAAUCGACGAACCAAAAGAAAGAGUUCCGUUCUUUAAAUUUUCCAACUUUUUUUUCAAUUUUUUUGAAAAAGGGUGCUGCUGGGGGUUUUCUUUUAUUUCUCCCCCCCCCCCCCCCCUUUUUCAACUGGCUACGCUACUGGUGCCACUGCAAAACUGAAUGGCCUUCAUAAUUUAAAAAAAAAAUUUUCCUAAACAUAUUUUAGAGUUCAUCAAAGUUGCUUAUUUUUCUAUCCAUCUUAUUUUGUUCGUUUCAUUUGAAUGUUCAUUAUUUUCAAAGUUUACAAUAAGUCAGCAGUGUUUCAUAAUUAUGAAAGUAAUUUUUUUUAAAAAUCAAGCACUUAAUACUUGGUGUAGAUCCUCAUUAAAUCCACAUUAUUAUGUAAACUUUUUUAGCGAGUAAAAUAUGUCAUGAUAUUUAACGCAAAGAAAAACAGAAACAAUUCAUUCAGCUACUCAAUGUACAUGUAACUUCAAUUCAGGCAGUAAGUAGUUUUUACAUGCAUUCAGACCUUCAGUGAAACAUCGUUCAUGCCUUAAGUUAAACAUCUCAUUAAACUUGCCUUCAUUUUGUCGCCAGGGCUCCAUCGUCCUAAAUGCCACCAGGUCCUCCACGGAUGUAUACGCCCUCUGCAUCGACGCCACCCAGGGCACGGAGUUUGCCGGACUAUGGGAGAUAACAGGAGGUGUGGAGGAAGCUCUCGAAAUACCAACUGAAGGUUUGUGCCUUAAAAUGUGAAAUUGUCCUUACAGGAAAUCAUUUUUUUUAUUUGAUUCUUUUUUUCUUGCUGAUCAUCGCUUUUUUUUUUUGCCUCUUCUUAAAGAGAAUGGAGGUGUUUGCAUAAAGAACAUAAGAGGAGAAGCAGCCGUUAAAAUCACAGCACCAUCACUCAGGCGGUACCUCACCAUCUUCAAAUACAGAAUUCAGUACCCAGCCCCAUGAAGAGCACCAUGACCAGCACGAUAAGAUGUUCAUAUUAAAAAGAGAUUGUAAAAACUCUGAGAUGGCAGCUCUUGUUUUAUUGUAUUAGGGUUGUGAUACGUCGUAAAAAAUGUAUCUAGAGAUUUAACACACGAAUUCAUUCUUCAAAGGAGGACUUGGUAGCGAUGCCACGUCUUCUCUUCUCUUUAUUUGUUGACUUGAAGAGAGCGAGGAAGUAAUGCUUAGUAUUCAAAUAACAAUGAGCUUAUGUUGAAGCGUCGCCAAUGACAAGUUUUCAGGAACU